GAGAGCUUUGCAGUCGCCAUUUAGGCAGUGGCACURGCAGCGGCUGGAGUCAGUCCGUCCGUAAGAGCAGAGAGAGAGRCGCUGCGAUCCAGCCAGGAGCGGCAUCCACGAUCCAGAUUACCCCCCUAGCUGAGCAAGUGACACACGGAGAAACAUGCCUGAGCAAAGCAAUGAUUACAGGGUGGUUGUGUUUGGAGCUGGAGGAGUGGGAAAAAGUUCUUUGGUCUUGAGAUUUGUGAAGGGCACUUUCAGAGAGAGCUACAUCCCUACCAUUGAAGACACCUAUCGGCAGGUGAUCAGCUGUGAUAAGAGCAUAUGCACCUUGCAGAUAACUGACACUACAGGGAGCCAUCAAUUUCCAGCCAUGCAACGUCUCUCUAUUUCUAAAGGACAUGCUUUUAUUUUGGUUUACUCUAUCACCAGCCGGCAGUCCUUGGAGGAACUGAAGCCAAUCUACGAACAAAUCUGUCAGAUCAAAGGAGACAUAGAAAGCAUUCCGAUAAUGCUGGUGGGGAACAAAAAUGAUGAGAACCAAAAUCGAGAGGUAGAAAGUAGUGAAGGAGAAGCCAUGGCUAAGAAGUGGAAAUGUGCCUUCAUGGAGACUUCUGCCAAGACRAACCACAACGUGAAAGAGUUGUUCCAAGAAUUGCUAAACCUAGAGAAACGCAGGACUGUGAGUUUGCAAAUUGAUGGCAAAAAAAGCAAGCAACAGAAAAGGAAGGAGAAGCUGAAAGGCAAAUGUGUGGUGAUGUGAAAUUGCACUGUCAGAAAUCAGCUUUGAAGUCUCAUCUGACAAUACGCAUGUAAAACCCAUAGACAGCAAACAACCAUGCAAGAUCMUAUUUAUUAGUAUCUGUUUUAAAAGAAGUAUUUGGAAAUUGAAAACAUGAAGUACUAUGAUUGCUAUGAUAAAAUUUGAAAAGCAAAAAAGUGUGUACUCUUGCUAUCAAUUAAAAUAAAUCAGGAAAAGAUGUCCCAGAAUACCUUAUUUUGUACUUCACAAGAAAGAAGAAAUUUCAUCAUUCACAUAAUGUGAAAGAUUURGAUAGCCAACUUAAUAUUAUUUGCAGUGGCAUAUAAUUGCAAGAAAAAGCAAAGAAAAACAAAUGGUUGUGAAGAAACCUAGAACAUACAAACACAUGCUGGAUGGCAUUAAUAAUUUCUUUCAAGAAUACUGUGGACAAACAAUUCUGUGCCAUUUUCAUGACAGACUGGUAGGAGAAUGUGCAUAAGACAGUCUUGGAUCUGCUAAAUAAAGGAACUGUUGCACAGUAAAAGGAAGUGUGGGGAUAUCAGUCAAAAGGACAGAUAUUGUCUCUACCCUCCCAGCACGAUAUUUCUUUCUAGAGUGAUGCAGUGUAUUAACUGAAGGUUGUGGAAAAGCCAGUCCCUGUAAGAAAUCAUCUUCUCUGGACUCAUUGCUUCAAGAACGACCUGAGUUUCUGGCCCAAAUAUAUUUCAGAAAACAGGUGUUUGUGGAGAAUGCCAGAUAAAAUGGUGUAUAUAUAAAACCAGAAUCCUUCCCCGAGGAGAACUGGAUGGGGAAUCUCCUAUGAAAUCCUCUGUGGGAAAGACUCAGUUCUAAUGCUGCUGCUGCUGGUUAAAUGAACACAUGGUGUGGUUAGUGAAUGGAUGGAGUAUCUUUUAAAGUGGUGUUACCCUUUGAGAGGGGUUGGAAUACUAUAUGUUUUUAUUCUAAUUUCAGAUUAGCUGAGUUAUGCUUCUUUACAUUACUGUAUUCCAGUUAAAAGGGUUUAUGUUCAUGCACUACAAGAYCUAUUGCCUUUAUAUUGUUUGAAGUAUUUUAUAUUCACCAUUUAAACCCAUGAUUUGARCUGCUGUGACUUCUUAUAGAGCCAAAUCCAUAUCUGAAUAUAGGGCCUACCACUGUCUCUAUAAGAAGGUUUUCUGGGAUAAGCAUUAUAGUAUUUGGCAUAUUUAGAGUUACAGUCAUACAGUAUUAUGYGUUAUAAUACAAUACAAAGUUCAGAAUAGAAAACAUAUUACUUAAAACAUUCUGUCAGGGGAAACUGCUCUUCUCAAAACCUUGGAAGGGGGAAAAAUGGUACAAAAUGUGAGCUUUCCUGGAUAUCUCUCCAAAACUUCUUUAAAAACAAAUAUGAACAACUGAAGUAUUUAUCCUAAUGAUAAGAAAGUCCAUCUAAGAUAAAAUAAGCACAUACAAUUUUUAAAGGACACAUUAAAAUUGCAUAAGUCACAAUUUGUACUUAGGAACUGCUUUGAACCAAUAAAAAGAGCCUAUCAUAUUUUUAACAAAUGUUUAUGUCAAGAAAAUAGAAAAUUAAGUCAAGUACUAAUAUUAUUAGCCUGCAUGUUAUUGCAGCAUAAAUAUCUUCCAGGGGAUGCUCAGAUGCAGUAUUUGCAUUAAAAAUUGCUACCUUGUUCCUUUCAGAGUUACUGCUUGCCUAAUUUCCACCUUUCUAACAAAUGCACAGGCAUUUCAGAGCUAGAGUAAUAGUGUACACUAGAAUUGCUACUAGCACUGUCUAGAAAGGAGCACAACUUCUGUCAUUCAUUCAGAAGAAAUUCUGGCACCAGUAGAAUUGAGCGUGAAACUCCUACUGAUUUCAAAGCAACAAUAUUUCUUGUGUUGACUUCAUUGCAUUAGGAGAGAAAACUGAAAAGAGCAUGCAAAAAGCURAUGCUCUUCAUUAACAGUAAAUUCCAGGCUCUUUCACAAGACUUUCUCCAUAAAUUUCAAAUCACUUUGCAAAAAUGAAAACAUCAUUAUCUUAACUUCUCAGGUGGUGAAAUUGAGGCAUGAAGAGAGGAAACAACUGCACAUAGGUUGUCCAGUGGGGAGAGUGGCAGACCAGGGACAAAAGCAGAUCUCCUCUGUCACAGUCCAGUGCUCACUCUGUGUUUUUGUCAGACUGUCUCUUCUCAUUCUUAAAUAGUUCCUGAAACACAUAAAGAAGCCUGGUUUAACUUACACAGCCAAGUGCAUCUUUCUUGACAGUCUGUCAAUAAAUCAAAUGUUAUUUCCAGAUCAGGGAUGCAAAACACUUAAAAGCACUAUAUUUAGUAAGACUUUUAUAAAUGUUUAUACAUGACUCUGUUUGUAAAAAAAAAAGUGCUGGUGAUAUUCAAUGUCACAGCACUGGAUUUCAUAGAAGAAGCUGGAAAAUCAGAGGAAUGAACAACCUUAAGGCAUAAUGGGUCACAUUUGAGGUCGAGGUUGAAAGCAGAGAGGUUGCCCUCAGAUGCUAACACACCAGUGCCAAAGGUCAUCAUGCAUGGCACAUGCCUUAGCAGCCAGCAAAGAAUAAUAACAGAAUCUCAAAGAGAAAAAAAAAAAAAGCUAUAUAUAGAACCUUUCAACAUUAUUGCUUUAACUUGAGGAAUUAUUUACAUAGUUAAAUAUCUUGCAGAAGUACAGUACAGGGGAUCUGAAUUAUAUAAAAUGUACUGACUGCAAAGWUAUUACAGGCUGAAAUUUAGCCCUGGACUUGUUUUUUUUGAAUGUGCCUCAUAGCAAAAAUAAAAUAAUUGUAUAGCAAAGAUGGAAAUAAAAUAAGUAGCUGUCAAUGUUAGGCUUGAGGACCAUUUCCUUUAGUUCCCAGUUGACUCCUCACCUGCUACAUAAUAAGCCAUGAAGUAUUUCAUGGACUUGCAUGUAUCAAAGCAAGGCCAGAACAGAAGCAAUAUUACUCAAGGACCACAGACUCAAAAGAAAGCAUAUUUUAUACCCUUGCAUUGCCAUCCUAGUUUAUACUAUUAGAUUUUACGUAUAUUGCAUACUUGUGAGCUGGUUUAAAAUGUUUGUUUUGCUAUUACAUAUAGAAUUAUUUUUUUUAAUAUGAAAAAAAUAAGGUAGAUGAAGAAAUUAUAAGGUUUUAUUACAUUUUGUGUUUAAUUUGGGAAUGUGGUAUAAUAAACAGUUUAAAAUGUAUAUAAAAAAUAUUUAAAACAUGUAAGGUCUACAGUGAAUUUUAGCACCCAGAAAACACAAUCUAGCCAAAAUGAAUCCUUAAAAUGCAUGACUUUUAUAUGUAGAUAUGUAAUAUUAAGGUAUAUUGUUGUCAUGAAAAUAUGUUGUUGCAAUUUCWUUAGCAAAUAUUUUAUUUUAAAACUGGAUAUGAAGUCAUUUGUGUCUACUAGUUUCCAUGUUUGUGGUGAUGUUCUGAAUAUUCAAAAUAAAGUUUUAAAUCCUAACACAAGUU
This is a messenger RNA of Malurus melanocephalus (red-backed fairy wren), 4184 nucleotides long. RefSeq names its product DIRAS family GTPase 2 (gene DIRAS2). Gene Ontology annotation, biological process: signal transduction. Lineage: Eukaryota; Metazoa; Chordata; Aves; Passeriformes; Maluridae. The transcript has 2 exons. The record is from RefSeq and is a predicted model, not a curated record. Gene Ontology annotation, cellular component: plasma membrane. Bases 155 to 754 code for a protein of 199 amino acids. Gene Ontology annotation, molecular function: GTPase activity; GDP binding; GTP binding.